AUGGGACAGCUCAUAUUCAAUAUGUCGGAGGAACACCAUGCUGACAUGUACAGAUUGGACUUACCCAAUCCUGACACACUCUCAGCCAAGCUUCAUUGUUGGAGAAUCAAGUGGAAACACAGAGGGAAAGAUAUAGAGCUUCCAUCCACCAUUUAUGGAGCCCUUAAUCUGCUUGACAUCAAGUUUUUUCCUAAUGUUUAUGCUUUGUUGAAGGUCUUAAGCUUUCUUCCUGUGGUGAAGGUUGAGAGUGAAUGCUAUGAAAAUGAACGAAAGCACCUCAAAGCAUACCUCAGGAACACUUUGACAGACCAAACUUUGCUUAAUAUAAAUUUUGAUAUAAAACAUGAUCUGGAUUUGAUGGUGGACACAUAAACUCUGUACAACUAAGUCAGAGCUUCCUACAGGUAGUUCAGAACCAUUGAAAAUACU
Molecule: messenger RNA, 429 nt
Organism: Choloepus didactylus (southern two-toed sloth)
Lineage: Eukaryota; Metazoa; Chordata; Mammalia; Pilosa; Megalonychidae
Product: 52 kDa repressor of the inhibitor of the protein kinase-like
Exons: 1
Coding region: 1-372 (123 amino acids)
Source: RefSeq, a predicted model, not a curated record